This is a messenger RNA of Mesitornis unicolor (brown roatelo), 1020 nucleotides long. It is a transcript of the gene SH3GL1, whose product is annotated as SH3-domain GRB2-like 1. The annotation marks the transcript as partial. The record is from RefSeq and is a predicted model, not a curated record. Gene Ontology annotation, molecular function: protein binding. Lineage: Eukaryota; Metazoa; Chordata; Aves; Mesitornithiformes; Mesitornithidae. Gene Ontology annotation, biological process: synaptic vesicle uncoating. The transcript is spliced from 9 exons. Gene Ontology annotation, cellular component: glutamatergic synapse; presynapse; cytoplasm.
GUCAGCGAGAAGGUUGGAGGGGCUGAAGGGACCAAGCUAGAUGAUGACUUCAAGGAAAUGGAAAAGAAAGUGGACCUGACCAGCAAGGCGGUUACAGAAGUGCUGACCAGAACAAUAGAGUACCUCCAGCCGAACCCAGCUUCCAGAGCCAAGCUAACCAUGCUCAACACCAUGUCGAAGAUCCGUGGGCAGGUGAAGAACCCCGGCUACCCACAGUCAGAAGGGCUGCUGGGGGAGAGCAUGAUCCGCUACGGCAAGGAGCUGGGCGAGGACUCCAACUUUGGCGAUGCACUUCUUGACGCUGGCGAAUCGAUGAAGCGGUUGGCUGAGGUGAAGGAUUCGCUGGAUAUUGAAGUCAAACAGAAUUUUAUUGAUCCCCUCCAGAAUCUGUGUGACAAAGACCUGAAAGAGAUCCAGCACCAUCUCAAGAAGCUGGAAGGAAGACGCUUGGACUUUGACUACAAGAAGAAAAGACAGGGUAAAAUCCCUGAUGAGGAGCUUCGACAGGCCAUGGAGAAAUUUGAAGAGUCCAAGGAAGUAGCAGAGACCAGUAUGCACAACCUCCUAGAAACUGAUAUCGAGCAGGUGAGCCAGCUCUCAGCCUUGGUGGACGCCCAGCUGGACUACCACAGGCAGGCGGUGCAGAUCCUGGACGAGCUCGCGGAGAAACUCAAGCGCCGAAUGAGGGAGGCCUCCUCGCGUCCCAGGCGGGAAUACAAGCCCAAACCCAGGGAGACGUAUGAUUUCGGAGAUGCUGACCAAUCUAACGGGGGCUUCUCUUGCAAUCCUCCCCCCAAAGUCUCAGCAGCUUCCUCCUCUUUCCGAUCCGACAAGCCGUCCCGGGCCUCCGUCAGGAGUAUCCCCCCCCUGGACCAGCCCUGCUGCAAGGCUCUCUACGACUUCGAACCCGAAAACGACGGCGAGCUGGGCUUCAAGGAAGGCGACAUCAUCACCCUGACCAACCAGAUCGACGAAAACUGGUACGAGGGCAUGAUCAACGGCCAGUCGGGCUUCUUCCCC